This is a messenger RNA of Homalodisca vitripennis (glassy-winged sharpshooter), 1314 nucleotides long. RefSeq names its product methionine adenosyltransferase 2 subunit beta-like. Gene Ontology annotation, cellular component: methionine adenosyltransferase complex. The record is from RefSeq and is a predicted model, not a curated record. Lineage: Eukaryota; Metazoa; Arthropoda; Insecta; Hemiptera; Cicadellidae. Gene Ontology annotation, biological process: S-adenosylmethionine biosynthetic process. The transcript has 6 exons. Gene Ontology annotation, molecular function: methionine adenosyltransferase regulator activity. The coding region runs from base 1 to 1137 and encodes 378 amino acids.
AUGUUGGAGCAGCCGCUGCCGCUGCAGAGGAUUGGGAAGACAUUCCUACUUCCAGAGAGUGGGUUUCAGGAUGUGGUGGAGACUGAAAAGUCGCCUUCGUUCUUCCAAGAGCUGGGAGAAAUACGCCUGAAGCCCGCAAGAUUUUGUUCAAGGAACAUCCAUUUCAAGUCCCGCAAUACACGGAAGGACCUCCGCCGCAGUGAUCCAUCGGCAGAACAAAUUCACACAGCCCUUCGCCAGAAGAGGUUCCAGAAUUCUCCCAGACGUUGGGCAUUCCCAAAGUGUCAUCCUCGAAGGGUUCAGGAAGGUUUGCACGAGCUGGACAUUACCAAGAAGGAUGAUGUUGAGAGGGUGAUUACAGAGUUCCGGCCUGACUUUGUGAUUCAUGCAGCAGCUCAGCGGUUCCCAGAUAAAGUGGACUCAGAUCCUGAUGCUGCGAGACGCUUGAAUGUCGACGCUACAGGCUACGUUGUGGAUGCAGCAGCCAAAGUUGGAGCUCCUGUCCUCUACAUCAGCACUGACUAUGUGUUUGACGGGAAAGGGGAAACUGCUUAUACUGUCCACGACAAGCCUAAUCCCAUCAAUUUGUAUGGGCAAACCAAACUGGAGGGAGAGGUUGUCACACUAAAAUGUCCAGAAAACAGUGUGCUGAGAAUACCAGUCCUCUAUGGACCUGUCCUGGAUCUGAAGGAAUCUGCAGUUACUUGUCUCUUACAACCUCUCCUGAUGACAACCAAAGUUGCGUACGUCUCUCAUCUGGAACGCAGAUGUCCCUCUCACGUUGAUGACGUUGCUCUCGUCUGCCUUCAGUUGGCUAAUGCUAGAAAGGACAAAACAGUAAGCGGAAUAUUCCAGUGGUGCGGAGAGGAGAAGAUGACCAAGUAUCAGAUGGUGUUGAAGAUGGCGGAGGUAUUUAGUAUCCCACAUUCCCACGUGAAGCCGGAGAUGAAGUUGGGAGCGAGUGCCACCAGACCUUUGGACCCACAGUUGGACUGUUCCCGGCUCAAGCAGUUGGGUUUUGGGCAGCAUACUCCGUUCGCCAAAGGAAUAUAUGAUGUUCUGUGUUCCUGGGUGUCUCUUAACAUCCACGUAGUGCCUGAUAUACGACCUUACACGGUUCCCACAAACAAACCGUAGAAUGUUGGUUCAGCAUUUUACCGGUUUCUAAGACCAAUUUCAACUAGUGAUUUAGUUAAUAGGUUAUACGAGGUCCAAUCAAAAAGUAUCCUACCUUUUGGUGCAACGUAAAACUGAAGUUACCUGAAAAAAGCUGGCGUUAAUUUUCUUCAAAAUAAGCACAAGCAACACAACGAU